Molecule: messenger RNA, 1090 nt
Organism: Fusarium redolens
Lineage: Eukaryota; Fungi; Ascomycota; Sordariomycetes; Hypocreales; Nectriaceae
Exons: 3
Coding region: 359-706 (115 amino acids)
Source: RefSeq, a predicted model, not a curated record
GUAAGGGGAUGGGGCUGGUGAUUUUAGGGACUGAAAUAUAAAGCUGCCUAAGCUCGCUGCCGUUUCCGCCAUGACAGACCCCGCUCUAGUCGAAUCUGCAAUCUGUCAUCAUUCUGACGCAUGUUGUCUUUUGCUCUCGUCGCUUAUUCGGAUAGAGAACAGCGGCUCCUCCUGGAAUGCCUAGUUAGCACCUCCAUUUAUAAAACCGAGCCAUUGUCAGGUACUCAAUGACAAGCUUAGAAGCUGCGGCCACCUUCGACACGCAAAAUGUGGGGCAUUUCCGUAUUUCAAGACCUGUAUUUCUCGCUGGUGUUGGCGUUUCGAGCUGGAAAAAAAAACAAGACACGAAGUGCUGAUCAUGCUUAUGUGUGCGUUGACUGUUACGACAACUUGCUAUUGUCUGAUUCUGCAGGGUUACUUUGUUCCCGAAUGCGUCUAUAAGUCGAUGGCCGGUAACCAGAGCUUUAGGAAUCCGUCUCCUCGUUCGAGCGGCCAGCCAGCGACAUAUAACGCAAAUGUGAGCCCUCUGCUUAUGAGAGGGCGAAUUCUAGUCCCUAAAGGAAUAAAGAGAAGAAAAGAAUGGAGGAAGGAAGACAAAAAGAAAGAUAGUCGAACAUGUGCAGAAGCAUCAGCCCUCAAUGGUCAAGCCAUGAUUCUCAAUGGCCUCACGUUGAAAGCCACUUAUGACGACCAUUCAGGAGCCUGAUUGCUGGACAAGCGAAUACGACAUGGGAAGGCAGAGUACGUUGUAGAAUUGAAGGGCCGGCCGGAGAUGAAGAAGUCGUGGUAGAACGAAAGGACGAUAAGCCGUGUACGAAUCAGUGAGUCAGCCCGCUGGGCUGAAGACUUUCUCCAGUGGUAACUAUUCAUUAGUAGCUGUCCCUUAUGCACUGUGUGCUGGCUUAAUUGCCUCCAAGCGGCUUGUCAAUGACUGAAUUGUAGGAUGCGACGUUUCGAGCUGAACGUUGACGACAAGUUUGCCCUCGAGCCUUGCAAUGUGGCACACUCAGAAGAAAAUAUACCUGCUCGCAACCAUCGAGAAAUAAAGAAUGGAACAGUUGAACUGAAUCAAAAUCAAUGCGAUUUUCCU